GAAUCAGCCUGAUCAGAUUAACAGAUUUUUAGAGGCAAACUUGCUCUGCGUUCUUCUUCUUCUUCUUCUUCUUCAUUCAGUUCAGUUCGAUUGAAAGAUGAUCGCGUCGUUCGCUCCUCCUCGCUCCCAAUGCCUCGGCCCCUCCUCCUCCUCCUCCUCCUCCGUUGCUGCCGCGGACCCGAGGAGACGACUCCCGAGCACUCGAGCUUCGCUGAAUCGCGAACGACGUGCUCCUAAACAUCGGCCGCAAUCGGCUUCAUCGGCUUCCCCCUCCUCGGCGGCGGCGGCGGCGGCGGCGGCGGCGUCAUCUUCCCUCUCUUACGGACGGCGCCGGAGGAGGCGGCCCCAGAACGUGGACGGCGACUUCUUCGUAGAUACUACGUGCAUAGAUUGCGAUACUUGCCGCUGGAUGGCUCCGCAAAUUUUUACGAGGGUUGACGAGAUGUCAGCAGUUUUCAAACAGCCAGCCGAUAAGGAGGAACGGCUAAAGGCUCUGCAGGCAUUGAUUUCAUGCCCAACAAGUUCAAUCCACACAGAAAAGCCAGCUCCGGAUGUCUUAGUAGCCCAUGAAACUUUUCCAAUCCCUAUUGAUGAGCAAAAGCUGCCGGGAGUGUAUCACUGCGGGUAUCAUUCAGAGAAAUCUUACGGAGCUUCUUCAUACUUGAUUGUCCGUGCUGAAGGAAACAUUCUUAUAGAUAGCCCCAGGUAUACUGAGAGACUUGCACGUAAGAUUGAGAUGCUUGGUGGUGCACACUCAAUGUUUCUAACCCACAAGGAUGAUGUCGCAGAUCACAAAAAGUGGAGAGAGCGGUUAGGUUGUGACCGGAUUUUGCACUCUGAGGAUCUUGAAGAUUCAACUGCUGAGAUAGAGAUAAAAUUAGAAGGAAGGGGGCCCUGGAAUCUUGGCCAGGACAUAGAGCUUAUUCACACCCCAGGACACACGGAAGGAUCAGUUUGCUUGCUGUACAAACCGCUGGAAGUAAUAUUCACAGGAGAUCAUUUAAUAAUGACACCAACUGGAUUAAGCAUAGUGGAACGGUACAACAGAUGUUCAGUUACUGCACAAUUAAAAAGUGUUGAGAAGUUGGUUGACUUGGACUUCAGGUGGAUAGUACCAGGUCACGGUAGGAGGAUUGAAUUCAAAAGUUCGCUUGAGAAAGAUCUGGUUCUGAAAGAAUUCGUGCAGCAAAAGUCGAGUCAAUUUGCUUAUAUCUAAGCAAGAGUUUCAAUACGGUGGGUAUGCCCAUGGAGACUUCAACUCGCGAAGCGAUGACACCAUCAGCAAAUGCGUUUACAUAGUUUGUGAUUGGGAGACUAGUUUGUGUGAAUAUUAGAGUUGAAUGUGAACUCGGAAUUCAGUUCACUUGCAUGUAUUCAUGAUAACGACAUAUAACUCAUAGAAGGUUGCCCAAUUGCUCGGGAGAGUUUCUGUUCUAUCUGAAAAUAGUUUAAUUUUGGUCCUCUCAAUAUUCCUCUCGCUCAUCUGAAGUUUGGUUAGUGGCAUUAGCCUGACAUUGAGCCUGAAAAGCUGUGUAAAAGAUUUUCACCAUAUCCGGAAGAAAAUCGUAGUAAGAAAACAGAAGUUAUAGAGAACGAUCCCAGUCUUUUGACAGCUUAA
Molecule: messenger RNA, 1618 nt
Organism: Eucalyptus grandis
Lineage: Eukaryota; Viridiplantae; Streptophyta; Magnoliopsida; Myrtales; Myrtaceae
Exons: 11
Coding region: 98-1216 (372 amino acids)
Source: RefSeq, a predicted model, not a curated record